AUGACUUCGAAAUCGAAAGACAGCGGACGAAAGAGUUUGUCUCUCUGGGUCACGUGUGAAAAGUGUCAAAGCACCUUAACGCAAAAAGAUGUAGCCGAGCAUGAUGCUAAUUGUCCACUUAGUUCAGAAAAAUGGAGCCACGAUUUCAUUUACAGUGGCAUAUUACAUAGCACUGUAGAAAUAUAUAAAUCACAGGAACAGCCAAAAAAUAUUUCUGAGAGAGCAUUAGAUGACAUGGUAUUUCUGUCACAAUCUGCAUUACAACUAUGUGAGAUUGCAAUAGGUGAUCCUGUUGUGGUUAGUACGAAUGGGGGUAUAGUGGUUAAAACUGCAUGGCCAACCAAAGACAAAACAAUAACAAGUGUUUCAUUAACAAAGCCUGCCAUAGAUUUGAAUAAUCUACAAGGCCCGGUUAAAGUUCAGAAAUUAAACUGGCCUGUUAGCAUUCCCAGAGAGUUUAUAAUCUCUAAUGUUGGAAAGCAUUUAUCGCCAGAAGUAACUGGAGAAUUUAAUGUGCUAUUAAAAAACCAUAAUGAACAAAAAAUAUUUCUUGUGGGCAAUAAAUUUAACAUACCUUUUUAUGGAAAGCGAUUAACUUAUGAGAUUAUACAAGUUAAAUUGGAUACAAAUACAGAUAAUAAUUUAUCAGAACAACUUAAACAAUUGAAUUUAACAACAAAUCAAGAAACUGAUAUCCAACUUUAUAAAGCACUUUAUAAUACCAAGUGGACUAUUUUAAGCAAAGAAAAAGAGAAAAAAGAUGAACCUAAGAAAUCUAAAUAUAAAAUAGAAGAUGUUGGAGGAUAUGACAAUCUAAUAGAAGAUAUCAAAGAUGUCCUUAAUGUUGGUCUUGGUAGAUGUAAAAGUAUUGGAGAUUUUUAUAUUAGUAAAGGAGUAUUAUUGUAUGGUACUGCGGGUGUUGGUAAAUCUACUAUUGCAAGUGCCUUAAUAUCCGAAUAUGAUCUUAGCUCUUUUACUGUUUACAGUUCAGAUAUUUAUAGCAAGUCCCUUGGUGAAACAGAACAAAAAUUAAAGGAUAUUUUCAUGGAAGCUAGAGCUAAAGCUCCGAGUAUAAUUUUAAUAGAAGAGAUUGAUAGCUUGUGUCCUAAAAGGAGUAGUUCAACUACAGAUCACGAAAGGAGGGUCCUCUCCCAACUAAUAGCACUUUUUGACGAUAUACAAAAUACAAACGAUAACGUUGUAAUAUUGGCUACGACUUCAAAACUCGAGCAAGUGGACAGUUCUCUUAGGAGACCUGGUAGAAUCGAUAAAGAAUUUGAAGUGUACGUGCCUACCCGAAAUAUGCGAACUGAAAUAUUACAAAAGUUGUUAUUGAAGAUGCCAAACACAGUGUCUGCAGAAGACAUAACGAACAUCGGGUUUGUUACUCAUGGAUUUGUCGGCGCAGACUUGUACGGCCUAUGUUCUCAAGCAAUUUUAAAUGCUGUAAAGCGCCAACAGAAAACAAAUGCAGCUUCUGAAUCUUCUUCGAAAGUAACAUCCCUUGAUUUCAAUCAUGCUUUGGCCGUGAUAAAACCAUCAGCUAUGAAAGAAGUCUUGAUAGAAGUACCGAACGUCAGGUGGUCGGACGUCGGAGGACAGAAAGAAUUAAAAUUAAAAUUAAAACAAGCAGUUGAGUGGCCGCUACGUCACCCUGAAGCAUUUCAAAGAAUGGGCAUUACUCCGCCUAGGGGAGUUCUUAUGUUUGGACCUCCUGGUUGUUCUAAAACAUUAAUCGCUAAGGCUCUUGCAACAGAAAGCAAAGUUAAUUUCUUGAACAUAAAGGGGCCAGAAUUAUUUUCAAAAUGGGUUGGUGAGUCUGAGAAGGCUGUAAGAGAAGUAUUCAGGAAAGCUAGACAAGUGUCCCCUUCGAUAGUGUUUAUCGAUGAAAUUGAUGCGUUAGGAGGUGAAAGAAGUUCCUCCUCUAACAACGGAAGUAACGUGCAGGAAAGAGUCUUGGCACAAUUAUUAACGGAACUCGAUGGAGUCACUGCGUUAGGAAGCGUCACAUUAGUCGCCGCAACGAAUCGUCCUGACAAAAUCGAUAAAGCACUCCUCCGACCGGGUCGGUUAGAUCGUAUAAUAUAUGUACCAUUACCUGAUGACGAAACUAGACAGGAGAUUUUCGACAUAAAAUUAAAAAACAUGCCGAUCACUGGAGAUGUAAAUAUACAAGAUCUAGUCGAGCUUACUGAAGGAUAUUCUGGAGCGGAAGUUCAGGCUGUAUGCCACGAAGCUGCAAUGAAAGCAUUGGAAGAAGAUUUAAAUGCUACCAUAAUCACCAAAGAACAUUUUAAAGCGGCACUGGCCAUUGUCACUCCUCGAACUCCGCCGUCAUUAAUCAACUUAUACAACAACUACUUGAAUAAAAUAUAUUAAUUGCGAAUGUGACUCCAUUCGUUCAUAGAGCCAAUCGAAUAUCGAAUUACCGUUCUGUUAUUUUCAUCGCGGACUUCACACUCUUACUUUAAUCGACACUAUCAUUUCGAAACAUUAACAAAAUUUACAAUUGUAUUACUGCACAAA
Molecule: messenger RNA, 2526 nt
Organism: Dufourea novaeangliae
Lineage: Eukaryota; Metazoa; Arthropoda; Insecta; Hymenoptera; Halictidae
Product: spermatogenesis-associated protein 5
Exons: 5
Coding region: 1-2379 (792 amino acids)
Cellular component (GO): cytoplasm
Molecular function (GO): ATP hydrolysis activity; ATP binding
Source: RefSeq, a predicted model, not a curated record